Messenger RNA from Loxodonta africana (African savanna elephant), 2862 nucleotides. RefSeq names its product nuclear assembly factor 1 ribonucleoprotein (gene NAF1). Gene Ontology annotation, molecular function: RNA binding. The record is from RefSeq and is a predicted model, not a curated record. Gene Ontology annotation, cellular component: sno(s)RNA-containing ribonucleoprotein complex. Gene Ontology annotation, biological process: pseudouridine synthesis; box H/ACA snoRNP assembly; ribosome biogenesis. NCBI's taxonomy places the organism in Eukaryota, Metazoa, Chordata, Mammalia, Proboscidea, Elephantidae. The transcript has 10 exons. The coding region runs from base 518 to 1714 and encodes 398 amino acids.
AAGGCACAGAAAAAACCAAAUGAGACAGAAAAAAGCAAUAUCUGCUCAGGGGCUGGGCCAGUGUAGGCAGGGCAAAUCCAAGCAGCCUGAGGCCAAAGCAGUUGCCUCCCAGCCAAGAGACUGCAGCUGGCAGGAAGCAGAGGAGGCUGAAGGUGGCGGGGCGGGGAGGGGUUAGAAAAGCAUAUAUCAUUCUUUAGCGGGUGCUCUGUCUCCUGUGGGAACUUCCUGAAGCUGCUUUCCAGUGCUCCCUGACCGCUGAUCUCCGAUGUGGGUAGGGAAAAUCCAUGUGGCAUGGAUGCUGCACUUUUUGGCCAGCGAGCCACCACAGCCAGCCAGGAAGCUUGAAGGUGCAAUCCAUUUUGAAGCAUCAAGUUCUCUUCACUUUCAGCAAGCAAGGUUGUGUCAUCUGCAUAAUGCAAGUUGUUAAUGAGUCUUCCUCCAAUCCUGAUGCCCCCUUCUUCUUCAUAUAGUCCAUCCCCUUGGAUUAUCUGCUCAACAUACAGAUUGAACAGGGCAGAUGUGGGCAUCAGGCCCAAGGAACCAGGAAUCAGAAGCUGAGGAGACAAAGGAACAGAAGAAGCGGAGCUGCCUUAGUCUCAAAAGUGAAACAGAUUCUGAUAGUUCAAGCUCUUCAUCUUCGUCCUCAUCUUCAUCAUCUUCCUCUUCCUCUCAUAUGUCACUUCCUCCAGUGCUGUCAGAUGGAGAAGAUAAUUUACAAGUUGAGAAGGAAAAUAAGAAUUUUCCUCUUAAAACUAAAGACGAGUUACUUCUUGAUGAACUACCUUCUGUUGAAGAACUCACUAUUAUUCUUCCUGAAGACAUUGAAUUAAAGCCUCUUGGGAUGGUUUCAAGUAUUAUUGAGCAAUUAGUAAUAAUUGAAUCUAUGAGUAGCGUACCUCCAGUUAAUGAGGAUACUGUAAUUUUUAGAAGUGAUCGACAAGCAGCAGGCAAGAUAUUUGAGAUAUUUGGACGUGUUGCACAUCCAUUUUAUGUGUUACGGUUUAAUUCUUCAGAGCACAUUGAGAGUAAAGGUAUUAAAAUAAAGGACACUAUGUAUUUUGCUCCAUCAAUGAAAGACUUCACUCAAUAUGUAUUCACAGAAAAACUUAAACAGGAAAGGGGAUCAGAUGCAUCAUGGAAAAAUGAUCAGGAACCACCACCAGAAGCCUUAGAUUUCAGUGAUGACGAAAAAGAAACAGAAGCCAAACAGAGGAAAAAAUCUCAGAUUCAAGGCCGGAAAAAACUCAAAUCUGAAUUCAAUGAACCAGGUGAAGAUUUGGCAGAAGUACAUCAGAAUUGGAAUGCUCAUAGUUCUACUUCAGAGUAUUCAAAGGGAUUUCGCAAAAGAGAAUUCACACGAGGAUUUUCCAGGGGUAGAUAUCCUCGACCACUCCAUGGAAGACCCCCACCUCAGCAGUUUUAUAAUUCAGAGCAUAUGGCAUCUCAGGAGACACCAGGUUUUCCACCUCAGCGACAAGACAAUCCUGUGAUACCGCCGUAUCCCUUUCCUCCGCCCGUGUUUGACAUGUCUAACUUCCCGCUUCCUCCACCUCCACCCCCGGCUGUGAACAUGGGCUGGCCUGCACCGAACGUGGCCCCUCACCCACUGCUGAACUUACCAUACUCCCUGCCCCCACCACCUCCCCCUCCACCCCCACCUCCACUACCCUAUCCUGGAGAUAGUAAUUCUUCUCAUUUUGGAACUUACUAUUAGGUAAAUGUAUUUAUUUCCAGAGAAAUAUAAACUUUUUCACAUUUAUUAUAAGGUUUUUUUUUUUUUUUUUUAAAGAAAGUGACUGUAGACCUAGAUUUUUAAAAACACUGUAAAGUACUAAAUCAUCAGUUCCUUCACUUGUAAAUUAAUGUAUAUUUAUAACCUCUGUGAAAUUGUAUCCAUAGGAAAAUUUCAGCUCUAUUUGAUAGGGGAGAUAUCCAGUUAUGCAAUAUUUAAUUAAAACUUUGAAUCUUUACCUCCUCCUAUCACUCUCUCCUCGCCCAGAUAAACAAUAUGUAUAGGUCCUAAUAAGAGAUCUGGAGUAACUUGCAUCAUGGCUUAAAAUGUACUAAUACGUUGAUUUUCUUCUUGGUAUAUUUGAAAAUGAAAUGUUGAAGUCCUAUUGAGAGUCUUUGAAAAAUAAACUUUUUAUUAACUUAGGAAAUUGAUUUUGAUUGUGAAUACAAUUUUCCAAUAAAUUUAAAUGUCUCUUUUUUUUUUUUUUUUAAGGAGCCCUGGUGAUACAGUGGUUAAUAGCUCAACUGCCAACUACAAGGUCGGCAGUUCGACUUUACCAGCUGCUCUUUGGAAACCCUGUGGGGCAGUUCUACUCUGUUCCUGUAUGGUUGCUAUGAGUCAGAAUCGACUCGAUGGCAGCAGGUUUGGUUUUUUGGUUUUUGGUGGGGCAGUGGUUAAAGAGGUUGACUGCUAACCGAAAGGCCGGCAGUUGUGAAACCACCAGCAGCUCCGUGGGGAAAGAUGUGGCAAUCCACUUCUGUGGAGAUUGACAGCAUUGGAAAUCAUGCGGGUCGCUCUGAGUUGGAAUCGACUCGAUGGCAGUGGGUUUGGUUUUGGAUUUGGAUUUUUUUUUAAGCAAGUGAAAAAUACAGUGGGGGAAAGUCUCACAUAUUGACAGAGGCUGUAAUGAUGAAGUUAAUGUUUAUGACAUAUGUCUAAGAAGGCUGUAUGGAUUUCUGCUCUUCAGAUAGUGUUCAGCAGGCUUGGUCAUCUGAUGUAACCACUUACAGGAGGCAGUGAUUAUUCAGAAUAAAGUGUAUUUAGGCGCUAUGAUUUCGAUUUCUGUUUCCUAGGUUCUCACAUACUUGGCACAGGUGAGGUGAUUAAUAAAUACUAAUUAAAUGACUGAA